Setaria italica (foxtail millet) is the source of this 676-nucleotide messenger RNA. RefSeq lists its product as uncharacterized. NCBI's taxonomy places the organism in Eukaryota, Viridiplantae, Streptophyta, Magnoliopsida, Poales, Poaceae. Bases 77 to 376 code for a protein of 99 amino acids. The transcript has 3 exons. The record is from RefSeq and is a predicted model, not a curated record. Gene Ontology annotation, cellular component: mitochondrial inner membrane. Gene Ontology annotation, biological process: mitochondrial respiratory chain complex IV assembly.
GAACGAGAGAGGAAGAACUCGAAAAAGACAGAAGGCGAAAAUUCGAAGGAAAGAAGAAGAGGAGAACGCGAAGCAAAUGGCGGAGGGCCCGAGCAAGAUGGAAUCCAUGAGGAAGUGGGUCGUCGAGCACAAGCUCCGUGCCGUAGGUUGCCUCUGGCUCACUGGGAUCAGCAGUUCGAUCGCCUACAACUGGUCGCGGCCCAAUAUGAAGCCUAGCGUCAAGAUCAUCCACGCAAGGUUGCAUGCGCAGGCUCUAACCCUUGCUGCAUUGGUUGGUUCUGCAUGUGUGGAGUACUAUGAUAACAAAUAUGGUUCUUCUGGGCCUAAGGUGGACAAGUACACAAGCCAAUACCUGGCACACUCGCAUAAAGAUUAAGAUCUCCAUGUUCAUUCCUGCAUAGCGGAUUAAUUUUGGGCUCAUUUCUGGGUGCUCAACUGCUCAUUAACUAUGUCCCUGGAUGCUGGAUGGUUCUCUUUGCCCCCUUAUUAAUGCAAAAUGACAGUGUACUUGCCAGGGCAUUCCUGGGAAAUGGCAUAGAGGGUGUAAUGGUGAUAUCACCUUCAUAAUUUAGCCUCAGGUUGCAUUAUGCAACAUCACAUUGUGAACCUUCCUUGGAUGUUUUUAUCUUUUUUCCCCAAAGAAAAGCAAAGGAGAGAGAUCCUGGUUUUUGCCGAA